This is a messenger RNA of Rhodamnia argentea, 1689 nucleotides long. RefSeq names its product UPF0481 protein At3g47200-like. The record is from RefSeq and is a predicted model, not a curated record. The transcript has a single exon. Bases 19 to 1488 code for a protein of 489 amino acids. Lineage: Eukaryota; Viridiplantae; Streptophyta; Magnoliopsida; Myrtales; Myrtaceae.
CCAAUUCUUCACAAGAAAAUGGCUGCUGUGGAAUCUGGACACCCGGAGGCACAGCAAGAACCAUCCGAGGCUCACCAGAUCGUGGUCGACAACAACGGCGCCGAAAACAUCCCCAAAGAUGAGCCAAGAGUGCCCUCGUCCGAGCAACCUCGCCACGACGUGGUGGAGAGCCGAUGGGCAAACCUCUCCAUUUGCCGGAUCCCGCACCAUCUCAAGGAUGGCGACAAGAAGGCCUAUGUCCCGCAGAUCGUCUCCCUCGGGCCAUACCACCACGGUGAGGAGCACCUCCGUCCUAUGGAGGAGCACAAGUUGCGCUGCUUGCACCAGAUCCUCGCGCGCUCCCAUCACGAGAUAGGCCUCUAUCUAGACUCGGUGAAGGAGGUCGAGCAGAGAGCUCGCGCCUGCUACGAGGGGACUAUAUCUAUGAGCAGCGACGAGUUCGUGCAGAUGAUGGUUCUCGACGGAUGCUUUGUGAUCGAGCUGCUCCGAGGAUAUGAACAGGGGUUCGAGAAACUGGGCUACCCUUGCAAUGACCCCAUCUUCUCAACGUGGGGAUCGAUGCUCAAGACCCGGAUCAUGCGCGACAUGAUUUUGCUCGAGAAUCAGAUCCCGUUCUUCAUACUCGACCGCCUGCUCGGCCUCCAGCUCGGCCUUGCGGACCUGGAGUUGCGCGUGCACGGGAUGGUGCUCAACUUCUUCCAUUCCGAGAUUGGCGGAAGGUUGGAGUUGGACCCGUCACCCAACCAGCUCCACUGCCUCAAAGUGCUCUGGUGGAGCCUCCUGCCCCGGGACCUGGAGCAAAAGAAGACCCAGGAGUGGGCGCAUAACCGGGAACAGCUCAUUCCCUGCCUGACCGUGCUCCGGGAAUCCGGGAUCAAGUUGAGGAGGGGAUAUGGGAGCGUUUUGGGGGACAUACGGUUCAUGUACAAGGACGGGAUCCUCGAGAUUCCCAAGCUUAUGAUCCACGACGGGACGAGGUCGCUCUUUCUCAACUUGAUAGCCUUCGAGCAGUCUCAAUUCGAUUGCGGGAACCACAUUACCUCGUACGUAAUCUUUAUGCACAGAUUGAUGAACUCCCCCGAAGACGUCCGGUACCUCUACAAGCAUGAGAUCAUCGAGCACUGCCUUGGGAGCGACGCCGAGGUCGCUGACCUCUUCAACCGGCUUUGCCGGGAGCUGGCCUUCAACAUCUGUGACAGCUAUCUGGAUGCACUGUCUUCUGAUCUGGCGGAUUACUACUUCGGAUCCAUUCCCAAUUUCCCUAAUAGUUGCGUUGCGGUCAUUAAAGUGAUUUACCUGGUCUGUGUUAGGUCUCUCGGUGCUCGUUCUCUCGCCCGCAAGUGGAGAGGGUGGAGAGCCAUUCUCAAGAACAAGUACUUCGACAACCCCUGGUCAAUCAUUUCCAUAAUUGCUGCUUUCGUUUUGCUUGUGCUUACUUCCGCACAGACCUUCUAUGCAGUCUAUGGCUACUACUGGCCUCGUUCUUGAGUUCUCUUUGUAGUGGGAAUUAUCUAAUGAGGAGUGAGAAGAUUCCGGUGAAAAUCCGGGUGACUGAUUGAGUAUUAGCAGCCAAUUUGCAGAUGAAUGCUCAAGAUGUGGAGGUCUCACCAUCCUGGUGAAAAGAAUAUUUGAUAGGUGGUCUCAAACUCAGAACCCAUGAACUAUAUCUGCCACGCAACUUUCGAGUUC